AGCUAACACUCUCCCUCCAUUUGCAACCAUGGACGACCCGUAUCAGAACAAUGUCAACCAGCAGGGGACUGACAUCGGCGGAGAGAACCAGUACCCCACAUACGGCGAGGGGGGAGGGCAGGAGGGCAGUGGCUAUCCCUACCAGACAGACUACCCUCCACAGGAGGAGGACGCUGCCAGCGAUGCCACCGAGGGCCACGAUGAGGGCCAAGAGGAGCCGAUGUACGAAGGAGAGUACCAGGGUAUCCCCCACCCGGAUGAGAUCAAGGAGGCCCGGCGGGCAGCAAGGGCCGAGGCCAGGAAGAAGGCCCGCAUGGCGGCUGAGGGCGACGAUGAGGAGGACCUCCCGGAGCAGUAUGAGAAUAUCAUGGAGGACUGUGGGCACGGCCGGUUCCAGUGGACCCUGUUCGCCGUGCUGGGCAUGGCGCUGAUGGCUGAUGGCGUGGAUGGCUUUGUGGUGGGCUUUGUCCUGCCCAGUGCAGAGAAGGAUAUGUGCAUAACGAACGCCAACAAGGGCAUGCUGGGUUUGCUUGUGUACGUAGGGAUGAUGGUGGGGGCCUUUGUGUGGGGCGGCCUGUCGGACAAGAUGGGACGCAGAAAGUGUCUGAUCUACGUCCUGACGAUAGAUGUGGUCUUCUCCUUCCUGUCCUGCUUUGCCCAAGGCUACGGUUCCUUCCUCUUCUUCAGGUUCUGGUCUGGCUUUGGGAUUGGAGGCUCCAUCCCCAUCGUGUACACCUACUACUCUGAGUUCCUGCAGAUGGACAAGCGUGGGGAGCACCUGAGCUGGCUCUGCAUGUUCUGGAUGCUGGGGGGGCUGUAUGCCUCCUUCACCGCAUGGGGCAUCAUCCCCCACUAUGGCUGGGGCUUCAGCAUGGGGAGUGAGUUCCAGGUCCACACCUGGCGGGUGUUUAUCCUGGUGUGCAUAUUCCCUGCCCUGGCGGCGCUUGUCGGGCUCAUUUUCAUGCCAGAGAGCCCUCGCUUCCUCCUUGAGAGCGCCAGACACGACGAGGCCUGGAUGAUCCUCAGGCAGGUCCACGACACCAACUGGAAGGCCAAGGGAGAGCCUGAGAGGGUGUUCACAGUAGCCACUAUUAAGACUCCUCAGACCCAGGAGGACGAGUUCAUAGAGAUCCAAAGUGACACCGGCACUGCCUUCCAGCGCUGGACUGUCCGGCACACGACCAUGCUCAAACAGGUCAUGCAGAAUAUGAUGUCACUCGCAGCACCAGAACUGCGACUGCAGGGAUUAUUCUUGGCCAUUGUCUGGUUCACCCUGGCCUUCAGCUACCAUGGCCUAUCUGUGUGGUUCCCUGACAUGAUCAAGUACAUGCAGUACGAAGAAUAUGAGUCCAAGGUCAAGCUCUUCCACAGAGAACGAGUGGAACGAUUCCACUUCAACUUCUCGCUGGUCAACCAGAUCCACAAAGAAGGAGAAUACAUCCAUGACAGGUUCAUGAACAUAGAAAUCAAGUCUGUGAAAUUUGAGGAUUCUCUAUUUGAAAAUUGCAUCUUUGAAGACAUCAAGUCAACUAAUACUUAUUUUGAGAACUGCACCAUAAAAAACACCAUGUUCUACAACACAGAUCUUUGGCAAGAGAAGUUUAAAGACUGUCGACUGGAGAACACAACAUUCCUUCAUCCGAAGAAAGGCUGCCAUCUGAAUUUUCAGGAGGAGAACGAUAUUGUCGUUUACAUGGUCAGCUUCCUGGGUAGCCUGGCAGUGUUGCCUGGCAACAUCAUAUCUGCCCUCUUCAUGGACAAGAUAGGAAGGAUAAAAAUUAUAGGGUUCUCUAUGCUAGCAUCCUCUGGAUGCUCCUUCCUCCUGUUGUUAAGCUUCAGCCCGGGGGCCGUUAUAUGUUGGCAGUGCCUCUUCUAUGGAACCAGUGUGGCAGCUUGGAAUGGCCUGGAGGUCAUCUCAGUUGAGCUCUACCCCUCAGCUAAAAGAGGGACAGCAUUCGGUGUCCUGAAUGCUCUAUGCAAAUUUGCCGCCAUCAUGGGCAGUUUCAUCUUUGCCUCCUUCAUUGGCAUCACCAAGAUCAUCCCCAUCUUCCUGGCUUUUGCCGCCCUGGUCUGCGGCGGCCUCCUGGCUCUCAAGCUACCCGAGACUCGGGAGAAAAUCCUCUCUUGAAAAGCCAAAACUUCCAAAGCCUACUGAGCCAAAACAAGCGCUUUGUAAAUAUAGUUUAACUGUGAUCCAGUUGGGAGAAAGACAUGAUCCUCGUAAAAGAGGAUGAGUAUUGCAUGGAAUUUCUGUUUGGUACACCUCCCCACUCCAUACCCCCAAAAUGUCCUUCCACCUGUGGGUUCAUACAUUCUUUGUUCAGCCUAAAACCUUGUCCAACAACAUGGAGAACAUGUUCACCCUUUAUUUGGUAUGUCCUCUGCAUGUGGAAUUAAAUUUAAGGAAUAUAAGGUGACAUGAUCUUUAUCAUACUUGAAGAGCAUUAGAGACAGUUUUACCAUGUUGUGCUUUGAUUAAAACUGCAUUGUUUUCUGAAGACUGUUUGGAGGAUCUGGAAAUGACAAAGGUUUCAAUGUUUUACAACUUUAUAGCAUUCUGAACCAAUUUUCAAGUUAUCUGUUUUUCCAUUGAAUCAACGUUUGUUUGGUAGUUUAAUUACGUAAGACGUUUCUGUGCUAUGUUCUGUCAUCUAUUUAGGUGUUUGAAUUUCCACAUUAAUUCUAUUUUUCUAGAGACCAAUUGUCUGUUCUCAGCUUGUCAUGUCACUGAAAGUCAAUCACUUCUGCUCAUCAGUAUCAGCUCAACACUUUUUAUGUUCCUAUUUAAUACAUUUUGAACAUUGAUAGCACAAAUAAAAUGUAAAUCAUAGGCUUGAAUACAUCUGUAGAUGUAUCAAUAUCUGUUGUCUUGUUUUGAUUCUAUACCAUAGAAUCAGUUAUGUAACUGUAGAGCUGUGUAUUAGAUGUUGAUUUGUUUAAUCAGUCUUUUCUGUCAAACCUUGCCAUGAUAAGGAAUUGUAUUGUUUUUUCUAAACUAAUUUCAAACUGUGAUUUUAGACAUUUUGAUAUCAUGAUCUAUUUUUAAAGCUAAUUUAACUGAAUUGCUGCAUUUACAACAACAUGUAUCAAGAUUUCUAAGGAACACAUGACUUGAUUGAACUGUGUGUGUGUGUGAGUGGUUAAAAUCCCCCAGAAAGGUUUUAUUUACUCUAUAUUUUAGUUUUACUACCAAAGUUGUAAUUGUUGUUGUACAUAGACCCGUGUAUAUUAGUUAACAUGCUGCAACAUCCUCUUGUGUGUAUAAUAUUGUACAUGUCAAAGGCACACUUCUCACAGCAAUCUUUAUUUCUUUAUUUCUAUAGCUAACAGUUGCCACCCAAUGUGGACCUUUUAUGUGGCUGUAUUCUUGGGAGUUAGCCUUACCCCUGACAUAUACCUGACAAGCAGGACAUAACCUCAAAGCACCACUUAUCUGUAAACACAAUCUGAUUUAAAGGAAACACAAAUGAAGGGUCAGCGUUUUGAUUUUAGUGGACCUAGAGUUAUGGAGUC
Molecule: messenger RNA, 3513 nt
Organism: Hypomesus transpacificus
Lineage: Eukaryota; Metazoa; Chordata; Actinopteri; Osmeriformes; Osmeridae
Gene: sv2ba
Product: synaptic vesicle glycoprotein 2Ba
Exons: 12
Coding region: 29-2128 (699 amino acids)
Biological process (GO): transmembrane transport; chemical synaptic transmission
Cellular component (GO): membrane
Molecular function (GO): transmembrane transporter activity
Source: RefSeq, a predicted model, not a curated record